CCGAUUUUAGUAUUUCGAAAUAUAAUUUACAACGUGAAGAACACGAUGAUUUUUUCACUGCGGUUCAAGUGGUUGUUAUUAUCGUGUUUAAUGCUGAAUUACUCGAAUUCGACCGGGAUUAUUAUAAAAUCCGGAAUCGCGAAAAAUCAGGGCCAAAAUCAGAAGGAGAACGUGCAUGAUGUGAAAUUUCAUAAGGGUAUUGCAAAUUUUGUAGGCGAAGAAGGAUUCAAUGUUGACGAUGAAAGAAAUUCUGUGGUAGCACAAGAUAAUGGAAGAUAUGGAGAACAAACAGCGAACAAAAAAGCCCAUUUAGAUGCAAACAACUUCCAAAAUGAAAAUUUCCACAACAAUGGCGGCGAUCAUAGAGGAAAUUUGGAUAGCAAAGUAAGCCACCAUAAAGGACAUCACAAGUCAGGUUUUGAAAACCAUUACCACAAAGACGAAAGUGGUAGUAAUUCUAGUUAUUUUGAUGAUGGAGAUGACCAGGGGGAUACUCAUGAGCAAAAAAAGUAUAAAGAAUCCUUUGGUGAUGCAGCUCAAAAUCAACAUGGCGGAGGAAAAUAUGAUAGUGCUGAUUAUGAGAAUGAACAAGCACGAAGAGGCUUAUAUGAUAACUCUGGAAAAUAUGAAAAAGAUUAUGGCAAUAAAAGAAAAUAUAAUAGAAAUGAUUAUUAUGAUGGAAAAGAGGAUCUAGAUAGGCGAAAUUUAGGAAACACCUAUGAAGGUGGUUCACAAUAUGCCGAAGAAAGGUAUGCGCAAAGACCACGUCCAAUUUAUCACUCGCAACCCCUUCCUUACCACCGACGACCAAACCACCACAUCACAAUUUAUGAAGAUCCAAGAUAUGUGCAUUCGGAUCCACGAUUUAGGCGAUCAGAAGAUUAUGUGGACGAUUAUGUAGAGCUUGAAGUUAGAAGAGAUGCGUUUAGACGACCAUAUAAUGAAGAUUAUUAUUUUUAGUUAGAAGAAUAUUGUCAUAAUGUACGAGUGAUUUGGUUAUUGUUUAAGUAUUUAUUUAUUGCACGUAAUUUAUUAUUUGUAUGUCAUAAAAGUAGCGCCGUAUACAAGCACUGAAAAAAAAUUUUUUUUGGAAUAUAUUUAUCUCAACAACUAAAUAA
Anthonomus grandis grandis is the source of this 1118-nucleotide messenger RNA. Its product is annotated as probable serine/threonine-protein kinase fhkB. Lineage: Eukaryota; Metazoa; Arthropoda; Insecta; Coleoptera; Curculionidae. The coding region runs from base 46 to 960 and encodes 304 amino acids. The transcript has 4 exons. The record is from RefSeq and is a predicted model, not a curated record.